Molecule: messenger RNA, 1848 nt
Organism: Penicillium waksmanii
Lineage: Eukaryota; Fungi; Ascomycota; Eurotiomycetes; Eurotiales; Aspergillaceae
Product: flavin-containing monooxygenase
Exons: 5
Coding region: 1-1848 (615 amino acids)
Molecular function (GO): N,N-dimethylaniline monooxygenase activity; flavin adenine dinucleotide binding; NADP binding
Source: RefSeq, a predicted model, not a curated record
AUGACAGCUGCACAGUACGACCACAUUAUUGAUCUCCCCGCGACAGCGCCUGUCAAUUCUGCUGUGGAUCCGCAUCAGAUAGCAGAGAACUGGCUCAGCAAACUCGAAUCAAUUUUUCAAGAUGGAGAUUUCUCGCAGAUCAAGGACAUCUUCAAUGGAGAUUCGUGGUGGCGCGACAUCGUUUCGCUCCAGUGGGACUUUCGCACUAUUCAUGGAAAUGAAAGGAUUGAACAAUUCCUAAGACAAAACCAGAGACUUGGACCGAUUACCUCCUUCAAACUUGAAGAGAUGGGUCACUUUAAGCCAAAGUUUGAGGUUGUGAAAAAGGAGACCGGCUUUGCGUGGAUUUCUUCUCUUUUCCAUUUCGAGACACGCAUUGGCCGAGGAUCGGGGGUUUUACGAUUGACUCAGGAAAGGCAGGGAGAAUGGAAAGCAUUCUCCGUCUAUACAUCCCUCCAAGAACUCAAGGGGUUUGAAGAGCCACUAGGAACAAAGCGCGCCUAUGGAACGCUAGAUUCCAUGCCUGGUGGUGUAGAAAAAGGAACUUGGCUUGAGCGCCGACAACGUCAACUUGACUUUCUGGAUGAUGAGCCUCAAGUGUUAGUGAUAGGAGCCGGCCAGUCUGGUCUCAACAUAGGAGCUCGAUUGCAAUCACUUGGUGUCUCGACUCUCAUCGUCGAGAGGAACGAUAGAGUCGGGGAUAAUUGGAGACAUCGUUAUAGAACUCUUGUCACGCACGACCCUGCCGAAUUUACUCAUACAGCCUAUCUCCCUUUCCCAAAAAACUGGCCACAGUUUACUCCGAAGGACAAGUUGGCAGAUUGGUUUGAGAAUUAUGCAUCGAUAAUGGAGCUCAAUAUUUGGACAAAGACUAAGGUGACCAAUACAAGCUACGAGGACGUGAAGGGUGAAUGGACUGUGGAAAUCGUCCGCGAUGGGAAGCCACGGACAGUGCGACCUCAUCAUGUUGUAUUCUGCACAGGCCACGCAGGCGAGCCCUUGAUCCCUUCUUUUCCAGGCCAGACCGAGUUCAAGGGGACUGUUUACCACGGGAGCCAGCACGAAGAUGCAUCGAAGUACGAUGUUCGAGGCAAAAAGGUUGUGGUUGUUGGAACUGGAAACAGUGGCCAUGAUAUUUCUGAGAACUUCUGCCAGAAUGGAGCAGAGGUGACCAUGCUACAGCGAAGUGGUACAUAUGUAUUAACCCUAGACAAGGGCGUUUUUAUGCUCCAUGAAGGAAUGCACUGUGAGAAUGGACCACCCACCGAACAGAGCGAUAUAGUAGGCGAAAGUCUACCCUUCCCAGUUCAGUUUGCUCUCAACAUAGAUACGACACAGCGCAUUGCAGACGAAGAAAGAGAAACCAUCGAUGGCCUUCAGCGUGCGGGCUUCAAACUUGAAUGGGGAAUUGACGGCUCAGGAAUUGCGAGACUCUACUACACACGCGGAGGUGGAUAUUAUGUUGAUGUUGGUUGCAGCAAGCUAAUUAUUGAUGGAAAAAUUAAGGUUCAUCAGAGUCCCGAGGGUAUCUCCGGAUUCACACCUGAUGCUGUUGUGCUUAAGGAUGGAACACAUCUCAACGCAGAUGUUGUGGUACUUGCUACGGGAUAUGACAAUAUGAAAACCACAGUGCAAAAAGUGAUGGGGAACAAGGUCGCACAGCGAUGCAAUGAUGUCUGGGACCUUGACGAGGAAGGAGAGCUGAAUGCAAUUUGGCGACCCAGCGGUCAUCCAAACUUUUGGUUCAUGGGUGGAAAUCUCGCCUUGUGUCGCAUCUAUUCCAAGUACUUGGCAUUGCAGAUCAAAGCAGCUGAGGAAGGGCUAAUGCCAUCGUCCAUCCCAAACUAA